Molecule: messenger RNA, 1958 nt
Organism: Cantharellus anzutake
Lineage: Eukaryota; Fungi; Basidiomycota; Agaricomycetes; Cantharellales; Hydnaceae
Exons: 2
Coding region: 1-1932 (643 amino acids)
Source: RefSeq, a predicted model, not a curated record
AUGUACCCGGCCUUGACUUGGAUUCGCGCUGCCAUGAUGAAAGUCCCCAUGAGACGUGAUGGUACCGAUAGCGAACUGGGUGAUGACUACGAUCCAGACUGGGAGUCGUACAUUGCGAAGUCUAAAGCUGGUGACAAUGGGAAGGCCCGCGAAAUGAUGUGUUCCAAUGUCGCGGACUCGGACUUGAGUAUCCAGGAUGAAGACCACCGCAGAAAUGGUUCACUUUCAGUGACAGAUGCAGUCCAUUAUGUUGUGUACAGCACGUUGCCAGUUCCAUCGCCUUUGCAGUAUACAAGUGACUUGACACCUGAGUCCGACACGGAAUCGAGCCACAGAUCAGAGACGCCAAGUGUCGCCGAGUCUGGCGUGGAGAUGAGCUCCUGCGAUGCCCUUACCAGUUCCUCUGUAUCGCCAGAGCCUGAGGACAAAGAGCUAAGGCCUAACGGCCUUGAGUAUGUCUAUGAACGCGACUCCUUCGCUGAAGACCUAGGUCCCUCAAAGCAAGUGCCUACCGAGCCGCUAGAUCAAUGCCCGUCCAAAACACUCACGACACCCAGUGCUGCUGAGGCGAAGUCGAUUGCCAUACCACUGAGUUAUGAGUCCGAGCAAGAGCUUGACGAUGCAAGCUACUUUGACGUACUAGAGCAUAGCUAUAAAGAGCUUGGGCCUAGGGGCCUCGAAUGCACAUUGGAAUCCAAGAUUCUCAUACAAGACCUCGUUUGCCCAGAUGAAGUCAAGGAGCCUCAGUCAAUGAAGGCGAUCGGAUUUUAUGACGAGUUUCGCCUGGCCAAGUACAGCAAAUCUUGCCGCAAAAGUUCUGAGCACAAGUCGGAUGUGUUCAGGUUGAAAUUUGAGUUAGAAACGUCGCCUAUGUCCAAGGAUGCGACUGUACUGCCAUCUAGCAGAGACUACUACCUUACAUAUGCGCGAGGAGAGCGUGUCUCAGAACAGGCAAUGGCAACGGAUGUCUUAUGUCGAAGUAAGGUCGAGCCUAUGUCCCCCAGCAUGAGCCCACGCCACAACGUGUUUAUUCCCAAACCGUUGUUACUGGUUGAACAUCUCAUCCCAGCCAAGGCAACCAGAGUAGUGCCGGCCAUAUUACUUGAUCAAGAUUAUGCCAAGUUACCCCCGCGCGCGCUGAUCCUUACGCCAGAGACGUGCAGAUCCAACCGGCCGAGGCUUAGUGAUAGCCAAAAUCCUAUUUCACAUAGUGCUCCAUGCCACUCAAAACCAGCCAUAGCAGUCGGCCAUGUCAAGUGCCCAGCUGGGACACGCUGCGAGCAUUCCGCUGAGCCCCAAGCCGAACCUCCGUCCAGAGCCGAGUCUGAGUUGGACCAGUUACUUAAUGACUUAGAGUCGUUCAUCGUUGAAGACCGUAACGACGCUGAGACCCCCGUUGAGCUUGGGGACACCAAGUCAUCGAGUCCAGAGGUGACUCGCGCAAUGUUCUGGUCUUCAAAUCAACCACUGCAUGAGUUGUACGAUGUCAACCAAGAUAUUGAAGUACCCGACAAUGCUAAAACGUUGCAUGUUGAGCCUGAGCUGGAUGAAGGCUAUAUCCCGCUGCCCGAGAAAGACCCAGAUAAGGCCUUAGAGGCACAGCACGGUCUGGGCAGCCAGUCGGCCCCACUUGUGCGUGAGCCUGGAACAAACCCAGAGGCCCAGCACACCCAGGUCACCGAGUUCCCCGGUGACACCCACAUACUCGCGAUGCCGGAGGGCAUCUUUUCCCAAACUGCCGUGGAGUUAGAGGCCAAGCUUAAAGAGGUAAGGCCUCCCGGCCUUAACACACCUAUGAUGUCCAGGACAUGCGCGCUUGUAGACCGCUUCACAGGCACCCCAGCUGUAGCAUGGAAGUCCGAGUCCAGAUGCGAACCAAGACGUAGCGGCCAGCUCAAGACUAAAGAGCUCAAGCCUCCCUGGCGACGCUGAGAGCAUGCCCACCCCAUGUGCACAUA